Mirounga angustirostris (Northern elephant seal) is the source of this 8182-nucleotide messenger RNA. RefSeq names its product nebulette (gene NEBL). NCBI's taxonomy places the organism in Eukaryota, Metazoa, Chordata, Mammalia, Carnivora, Phocidae. The record is from RefSeq and is a predicted model, not a curated record. Gene Ontology annotation, molecular function: actin filament binding. Gene Ontology annotation, cellular component: Z disc; focal adhesion. Gene Ontology annotation, biological process: cardiac muscle thin filament assembly. The transcript has 29 exons. Bases 1 to 3048 code for a protein of 1015 amino acids.
AUGAGGGUCCCUAUAUUUGAGGAUGUAAAAGAUGAAAUGGAAGAGGGAAAAACAGAGGAAGAAGAAGAUGAAAAUGACACGGUGUUUUUUAAGCCUGUUAUUGAAGACCUAAGGAUGGAAUUGGCCAGAAAAUGCACCAAACUCAUUAGUGAUAUUCAUUAUAAAGAAGAGUAUAAAAAGUCUAAGGACAAGUGUACAUUUGUGACUGACACUCCCAUGCUAAACCAUGUAAAAAAUAUCGGUGCUUUUAUUUCUGAGGCAAAAUACAAAGGCACCAUUAAGGCGAACCUCUCCAAUUCUCUUUAUAAGCAGAUGCCAGCCACAAUCGAUAGUGUUUUUGCAAGAGAAGUUACGCAGCUUCAGAGUGAGGUUGCCUAUAAGCAGAAACAUGAUGCUGCCAAAGGAUUCUCAGAUUAUGCCCAUAUGAAGGAGCCACCUGACAUCAAACAUGCCAUGGAGGUCAAUAAACACCAGAGUAAUAUUUCUUAUAGAAAAGAUGUGCAGGACACCCAUAUGUACAGUGCGGAUCUCAACAGACCAGACAUCAAGAUGGCAACACAGAUCUCCAAGAUCAUAAGCAAUGCAGAAUACAAGAAAGGGCAAGGAGUAAUGAAUAAAGAGCCUGCUGUAAUUGGAAGACCAGAUUUCGAACAUGCUGUGGAAGCUUCUAAACUUUCUAGUCAAAUUAAAUACAAAGAAAAAUUUGAUAAUGAAAUGAAGGUUAAGAAACAUCAUUACAAUCCUCUUGAAAAUGCUUCUUUUAGGCAAAGUCAGCUUGCCACCUCACUGGUGAGCGAUGUGAAGUACAAGAAAGACAUUCAAAGUAUGCACGAGCCAGUCUCAGAUCUCCCAAACCUGUUUUUAGACCAGGCUUUGAAAACCAGCAAAAUGCUCAGCCGACGAGAGUAUAGAAAGCUUUUUGAGGAAAACAAAGGAAUGUAUCAUUUUGACGCGGAUGCUCCUGAACACCUGCACCAUAAAGGCAAUGCCACGCUCCAGAGUCAGGUUAAAUACAAAGAAGAGUAUGAGAAAAAUAAGGGAAAAUCAAUGCUUGAAUUUGUUGAGACACCCUCAUAUCAAGCUUCAAAGGAGGCUCAGAAGAUGCAGAGUGAGAAAGUUUACAGAGAGGAUUUUGAGAAGGAGAUUAAAGGAAGGUCAUCACUGGAUUUAGACAAGACUCCAGAAUUUUUACAUGUAAAGUACAUCACCAACCUUCUGAAAGAGAAGGAAUAUAAGAAAGAUUUGGAAAAUGAAAUAAAAGGCAAAGGAAUGGAACUUAACUCAGAUGUUCUUGAUAUUCAAAGAGCAAAACGUGCAUCCGAAAUGGCUAGUGAGAAAGAAUACAAGAAAGACCUGGAGUCAAAAAUUAAAGGGAAGGGAAUGCAAGUCGACACCGACACCCUUGAAAUACAACAUGCCAAAAAAGCUUCAGAGAUAGCUAGUCAGAAAGACUAUAAGAGAGAUCUGGAGACUGAAAUAAAAGGGAAGGGCAUGCAGGUGGGUCCAGACAUUCCUGAUAUCCAGAGAGCCAAGAAAGCAUCGGAAAUGGCCAGCCAGAAAGAAUACAAGAAAGACUUGGAAAAUGAAAUUAAGGGGAAAGGAAUGCAAGUAAGCAUGGACAUCCCGGACAUACUGCGAGCCAAGAGGGCAUCUGAGAUCUAUAGCCAGAAAAAGUAUAAAGACGAAGCAGAAAAGAUGCUUUCUAACUAUAGUUCUGUGGCAGAUACUCCUGAAAUUCAGAGAAUCAAGACAACUCAACAAAACAUUAGUGCGGUAUUUUAUAAGGAAGAAGUAGGAGCUGGCACAGCAGUAAAAUAUACUCCAGAGACUGAACGAGUGAAGAAAAAUCAGCAGAAUAUUAGUUCAGUAAAAUACAAAGAAGAGAUGAAUCAGGCAACGGCCAUUUCCGAUCCUCCAGAGCUAAAGAGAGCUAAAGAAAACCAGAAGAACAUCAGCAAUCUCCAAUACAAAGAACAGUACCACAAAACCACGCCGAUGAGCGUCACGCCGGAGAUGGAGAGGGUGAGGAGAAACCAGGAGCAACUGAGUACGGUAAAAUACAAAGGAGAAAUUAAACAGGCAACGGCCAUUUCUGAUCCACCGGAGCUGAAGAGAGCUAAGGAAAACCAGAAGAACAUCAGCAAUGUUUAUUAUAAAGGUCAACUGGGAAGAGCUACAGCUUUAAGUGUAACUCCUGAAAUGGAAAGAGUGAAGAAGAACCAAGAAAAUAUUAGUUCGGCAACAGUAAAAUAUACCCAGGACCAUAAACAGAUGAAAGGUAGACCAAGUCUGAUUUUAGAUACACCUGGUCUGAGAUAUGUCAAAGAAGCACAAAAUCGUAUUUCAAUGGUAAAAUAUCAUGAAGAUUUUGAAAAGACAAAGGGAAGGGGCUUUACUCCUGUUGUAGAUGACCCUGUGACGGAGCGAGUGAGGAAAAACACCCAAGUGGUCAGCGAUGCGGCCUACAAAGGCGUCCAUCCUCACAUUGUGGAGAUGGACAGGAGACCUGGAAUCAUUGUCGACCUCAAAGUUUGGCGUACAGAUCCUGGCUCCAUCUUCGACCUUGAUCCCCUGGAAGACAAUAUUCAGUCUAGAAGUCUCCAUAUGCUCUCUGAAAAGGCGAAUCACUAUAGGAGACACCGUUCUCGAUCUCACUCGAGCAGCACUUUUGGUACAGGUCUGGGAGAUGACAAAUCAGAAAUAUCCGAGAUUUACCCUAGCUUUUCAUGCUGCAGUGAGGUAACCAGACCGUCGGACGAAGGAGCGCCCGUUCUUCCUGGAGCCUACCAGCAAAGCCAUUCCCAAGGCUAUGGGUACAUGCACCAGACCAGCCUCUCAUCCAUGAGGUCAAUGCAGCACUCACCAAAUCUAAGGACCUACCGAGCCAUGUACGAUUACAGUGCCCAGGACGAAGAUGAGGUCUCCUUCAGGGACGGUGACUACAUCGUCAACGUGCAGCCCAUCGAUGACGGCUGGAUGUACGGCACGGUGCAGAGAACUGGGAAAACAGGGAUGCUCCCAGCCAAUUACAUUGAGUUUGUUAAUUAAUUAUUUCUCCUUGUCUUUGAGCUUUAUUCUAAUGUAUACUAAACCCAAUCUUUUUAAAAGAUAGAAGAUACUUUUAAGACAACUUGGCAGUUAUUUUACAAUAAUCUGUCUUUACUUUGACAAUGAGACACACAGGUACCAGGAAGAAGGAAUGACUUCUGGGCUCAGGACACCUACAUUUUCAGUGAUUCCUGUGCACAAAGUCUAUAGGUCUGGAGGCCUGGUGCUGCUAAUUGGGUUAAUGGUUUCUUUUGAUUGGCUAUCAAACACUUCUGGGAAAUGUAUUUUUGUAGACUUUAAUAGAGAUGUUGAUCGUCCCUUAAAUGUAACAAGUCUAUGAAACUUCUUACCUGUCACUUUGGAAUCACCAGAAGCCAAUUCUCUUAAUUCAGUAACACAGCCAAUAAUUUAAAGACCAUUUAGCUUUUGAGUCAUUAGGGAAUUUCCAAUUCAAGUGAAAAUUGCCUAAUGUAAUAAAUGUCAGGAGUGGCAGAAUGACAGUUUGGUUAAAAUUACAUUGACUGGUGGCCUUCGGGACCUAGAAACUUCUCCCGAACAAAGACAUUUCCUUGUUCCCUAGGCUGACUUGGGUCUCUUUAUUUCUCAUUGGUACCAAGGCGUAUCCUACUCUCCAUUUACAUUCUGUGGGCCCAAGUCUACGCUUGACUCCAUAGAAUGUCAGGACCAAAUAACGUCACAGCUACUCUGCAAAGGGCAAAGUUUAAGGUCAUCUCUAUUAUUUCCCUAAGCGCUUUUACCCUGUUGCAUGUCACAUAGGUUCAAGCUUCUGUAACAUAGGAAGCUGCACUGCCUAUUAUUAAAGCAAAAUGUGCGGCUGAUAACCUAACAGCCCUUCCCUCUAGUCGCCAGCUCAUCAGAAAAACAUAUUUGGAAAAGUUGCUUGAGAUUCUCCUGCUGCCUUGCACUCUAGUUGUGAAGGAUUUACACCUUUAGGAAAUAGAUGUCUACUCUAGCAAAUAAGUGAUUUAGGUGUUUACCGAGCAGCUUUCAUUAACUUAAUGCCGCUGUCGAUUUAAAAGUAAAGAAAGCUUAAUAAGAGCCAGUGACUACAAAGUGUGCGAGAGACAACCAGUGAACAAAAUGUCACCCACUCCGCAUAGAGAUAAUCGUUGUUUUGUUUUGUUUUGUUUUAAAUUUUGGAAAAUGCUAUUCACAUCCGGUACUGGAAAUCUAGCCACUGAAACCAGUUAAUGAAAAGACUUCUUUUCUACUUUCUUCUGUUUUUUACCUUCUAAACCAUAUUGUCAGGGGGAGCGGGGUGGGAGGAUGAAAAUGCCAGCAGAGAUUUUAGGUCUAGGCCCAACAGGUUGUUCACUAAAAGAAAUUGUUGCCCUAUCUGGUCAAGACGAUUGGCCGGUAGUUCAUAGUCAAGGUCACUGGAGAAAUUAACAUCCAUCAGCGACUCUGUGUUUUCCUGAUGUAUUUGGACCUCAGCAGGGUAGCAUUUGUGUAGGGCCUGACUCUGGAAUUGUGAUGAAGCUGCAAAAGCAAAGUUACAAAAAUGUGAUAAAAUGUAUAGAUCUUGGGGUUAUCUCCCUUAUGUAAUAUAGGCAAAGAAAUUAAUGAAAUAUCCUGUAAAAUACCUUUUACGGAAGUGUUUAGGAGUCCAGAAACAAAUGCUAAUCCAUUUACACUUUUGAAAAGUUAGCACCUACUUUUUGAAAAUCUAGAGUUUCAUUUUAUCUGGCUCAAAGAGCAAACAAGCUUUAUUACGCUCAGGCUGCAUCUACAGGACACUCACAUAAAAAGAGAUGAGAGAAAUUCAGGUGAAAAACUAGAGAGUUUUUUGAGUUUUUUUUUUUUUUUUUUUUUUUUUUACAGAUUCCUACAUACCCAGCUGGACUGAUUUUCUAGUAUUGAAAUGGCCAGUUAUGAUUAAAUUAACCCCCUAUCCAUUUUGAUGUCUUGUACACAAACCAACAAAGACAAGCUGAACUUGUGACAUUCUUGCCCAAAAAAAAAAAAAAAAAAAAUUCUGUGUGUUAAAACUGGGGCAAUAAGCUUGCUCAAUUUUAUUAUGUCAUUAAGUAAAUAUUUUUCACCCAGACCACUUUUUUGUGAUUAUGAAAAAGAGUAGUUGUUGAUUAAAUUUGCAGACUAAAUGUAGGACAGGUACAAUUUUUGAGAAAUAGCACAUUUAUAGGAAGCUCAAAGGGAACGGAUUUGAAAUGAUACUCUUUAUCGGGGAAAAGUCCCAUAAAGUAGCAGCUGGUUGUUCCAUUGUCUUUCUCAUCCACUAAUUUCAAAAUCAGAUUCAUGGAAUGUAGAAGUCAAUAAUUACUAGGGGAAUAAUUCUAAAAUUUUAAGCUUAGCAUAAUGUUUGCAUAGCGAGAUGUUUCUGCUUCCAGCCUCUAGGAAUUAAGGUCUGCUCAGAAUUUAACCAGACAGCAGUUAUUUUAUAAUAAAGACUGUGGGAGAACAUGAUGUCACAUGCUCCUGAUGCCAUAACUGGGUAGUGUUGCCACUGUUCCUAAAGCUUGUCAGGAUAUUGAGCAUCUCAGCAGAAAUAUCAGAAACAUAUAUGUAUAAUACCAAAGUGCUAUUUUUACAGCAUCAUUUUUCAAAACUACGUUCUUGAACGCUUUUUCCACUUUGCACAUGCCCCCCCUCCCCUCAGUUUGGCGACAUGCAUCUCAUACAUAAAUAACACUAACGGCUAAAGAAGGGUGUAAAUAAAAAAAUCUGUCUUUUAGAAAUCAAGCUAAAGACUGAAAUGUCCAAGCACAGAGAGCAUGCACCUGAUUCUCCGAACGUGAUGUGUUCUCAGGCUUGGUAAAAGCACAUGGAGCAGGUUGAUACGUUUUUACAAGUUUCCGAAAACAAAACUAUAUGUGGAUCAUCUCUGGAGAGAGAAGCAGAGCAGUGGAAUAGGUGACUUUUGUUGUAGGUUUUUGUAGUCAAUAUUUUUACUGAUUCUCGUGCUCUAAGGAAAGCUUUCUAUUUCUAACGUGGCAAAAUGAGUUCUUCACGUCUUCUUGUUCUUGUUUAGACACCCGCAGUGUAGCCCAGUUUGAAAUAUUUAUCUGGUUGUCAGAUCCCCAUGCCAUCCCUGCCUCUUCCUAGGCUUCCCCACCUCCAGAGAUCAUACGGGAAUUUGCAAGCACAAUUUCUAUGGGCACCUUGUAUGAACAUGAUUGAGAUUAGACCAGCCCUUCUUUGUCACUAAGUUUCAUCGCUUGAAGAUGAUGAAGAUGCAGUUUGGGCAGGUUAACCACAGUCUUUCCUCCCUUGUCCUCUCCUGGUUGAGCUUGACAACAGUCUGGGAAGUGGGGAAACAGACUUUACUAGAACAGUGAAGUUCAAGAGGUGCAUCUCUUUUUCAGGUGUAUUCACCUCUGGUGAAAUGUUUUUAAUGAAAAGAUAAAGAAAAUGGGUGUGAUCCUUUAAUAGCACAUCCCUAUAUAAAGUGGAUAUAGUUUAUACCAAAAUUAUAAUAUAGAUAUAUUUUUAAAAAGGUGCCUUUUUGAUUACCCUUGUUUAUCCAUGACGGUCUUGGAAAGAAAACCAAGCAAGCAAGCUUCUUAUCUAUUCUAUAGUAGUAUUUUGUUAUACAUGAUUGGUAUUUUUGUGGUGGGGAAGUGAGAUGCUCCUGACAGAUAUGAAAGGUGAUAGCUGAUUGUAUUUUUACCUCUAAAGGUGUAGAACUUUAGAAAAUACUGACCUUUCCCAUCUAUUUCUGAAAAGUUCUUUGUGCAUUUAUAUAUAAUCAGGAUGCAUAAACAUUAACUUUAGAUUUGAGACUUAAAAUAGCUAUUGUAAGAUAGAAGAAUUACGUUAUGAGGCUGAAUUCAUUACACAAGAUGAAAUUCACUUCAUAAAUUUCAUUAUACCUUAGCUAUAUUUGCUUCUGAUAAUCUAAAAGCGGCUAGAGGGUGGGUGUUUUGGGUAACGAGACACAGAGGAGAGAAAACUUUAGUUAAGUAAGAAGCUAUGUAAAGUAAGUUAAGAAUGCUAAAAGGGAAGUCUCUUUCUGAAGUAUUCCAUGCCCAUUAGGGUCCUUUCCAGACAGUCAAUUACUGUAUGAUGUUUCUGUGGCCAUCAUUUCAUGAUGCUUAGACUACUGGAAUCCACCAGCCUGGAAGGAUCCCCAGGGCAGAUUUCUCUCCGGUUGUCCAUAUUACUUCUGUAUAUUCAUGGAAUUCCAUAUGCUUUUUGCGUUUGAUACAUGAUAUCCAGUUGGCAUACUAUCUACUUCUUGGGAAUCCAGUUGCUGUUAAGAAUGCUUGACUUUGAAGGAAAAGAGAAAACUGUAUCCUAGUCCCAUUCUUCAGUGUCCAUACAAUGAAUGGCUGAGCAUUUAGAAGUGGUACCGAGUGUGCUGUGGGUUUGGUGUGGAAACAUUGGCCUUUGACCUGUGCUAAGAAUACAAAAUUGAAUCAUUGCACAGCUUGGCUUCUGUCUGCUUCGAAAAUGUAGAAUGGUGGUUGAUGAUGAACUUGCAAGACUGUACUAACUUUGAGAGCAUACAGUUUUAAUGGAAACACUUAAUGUUUUUAAAAUGAAUGGGCUUAUAGAAUGAUACAAUGUUAUUAAUAUAAUUUGGCUUUUGUUAUGCAAAUUAACACCAGCUAUUAAAAUAUAUUUUAGUAGAAAUGCUUUAAUUCAUGUUUUCUUUCCUCUACACUGUGAAUCUUUAAGCCUUGGUGGACUAGAGCAACAUCGUGCUGCCCAAAGGACUAACCUAUGCAAACUAGUUCACAUUUUAGUGGAUGUCACAGUAAUUGUGUAAUAUGACAUUAUUUCCCCCUGCAUAGUGUACAGCGGCAUUGAAAUAAACAUUAAGCCUAGCAUCAUGUAUGUAUAGUAUAGUCACUCACGAACCCUUCAAGGCUACUAUAAUCAUUAGUAUUAUUAUUUGUUUAAAAGCAAAUCGCUGAGUUAUCUAUUAAAUCUACUUGAACGAUGUCAGAACAAGAAUGGCAGCUGGACGUGUUGGCCGUGGCUUCAAUGUGGUCACUGCACGUGUUCUCCUGUGAUAGAGCUGUGUUCGGAUGCACUCUCUUCAGGGUAUUACUAUUCUGUCUUCUUUCUGUAUUUGUAAAACAUUAUAACGCUCUAAUUUUCCUAUCUCUACACAUUUGGUUUGCUUAAAUAAAUGCAGGAUAUAACAAAA